CAACUUUUAAAUGCAGUAUUUUAUUAAAUUAAAGUUGGACAUACAAAACUACAUACAGUUAAUCCCGUAACAUACUGUCACCGUGUCACGUUGUUGCUAGCUAUAUUAGGUAACCAAAACUUGACGCAUAUAUUAUUCAAUCACUAAUUAGCAUUCGAUAUUUACUACCGUCAGCACAUCUCGAUCUGAUUGCUUGCUACUUCUGGACCCUCUGCAUUACAUCACUCAUAACUCACACACGCCACACUGAACACCAAAUCCAAUUUGAACCCACAAAAUAUUUCCUGUUUGUAUUAUAUAUAUAUUAAUCGAGUGUUUCUUGAAUCUUUCGUCUAAGUCUAUGAAUUAUUGUGCAGCAAUAUAAUAAUAAUAAUCUUUUGCAGUUGCCAGCGAGCUUCCAUACCCCUCGAUCUCUUUAGCAGAAGAAAACAAAUAAAAAUAAUUGUAUAAAAUAAUAUCCCCAACAACCUUAUCUUCAAUCAAUCAAACAUAUAUAUAGGGAAAACCUGUAAAAAAAAUCAAUCAAACAUAUAUGUAUAUCUUAAUUUUAAAGAAAAGCAACAUGUUUCUUGUGAUGUACCUAAAAUUUUGUGCAUGAGCCUCUGAUGCUUUGUCUAGGAAUCAUAAUGGAUUGGAUUAUUUAGGUAAAUUGAGUUAAUUAUUAUGAUUUACAUGAAUAUUUGAUCGAAUUCAAGCAUAUGUAUAUUUAUAAUUUUUUAUUUGAGUUAAGUUUGAAAUUAGUUCAAUUUGAGCCCGACUAUUUUAUUUGAAUCUAGAGUAUUAAACACAUAAAAAAUAAUUUUGACCAUUUAAUUAGCUUCCUUUAACCCAAUUCACAUAUUUAAUAUUAGUGUUUUCACAAAGAUAAAAAUUAAAAAUCAUAUUAAAAUUGAGUAUUUAUAUUCUUUUGAAUAUCCAAUAUAUAAUGAAUCCAAUUUAAAAUCACAUUGCAAAAUUAUAUAUAUGUAUGGGUCAAUAAUAUUAUUACUCAACCAGCAGAUGGAUUCCAAAUUCAGCUGACCCGAUAAAAAAAACGAGUCACAAACACUUGUGGAUCCAUCCGCAUCAAAAUUCCCAAAUUGAAAAUCACACAAUAUCAUUUUCACAAAGAUAAUUAUCAAACCCAUGGACAAUAUUUGAAUAAUUUCAUUUUCACAAAGAUAAUUAUCAAACCCAUGGACAAUAUUUGAAUAAUUUUUGUCGCUUAUCUGCCCGAACGCCAACAAAUGUAUAUAAUAUCUCCAUACCUAUUAUUUCGAAGUGAUAGAUGGAACAUGUGAUGGAAGGCACCGCACAACUUGUUUGACGCAAAAGUAACAAGUUGAUUAAAGUCUCGGUUGCACUACUAUUGAACAAUAAUGUGUGUUUAUUAUAUUUCAGCAGUAACCCCGCGACUUAAGUCUGCAGUCUAGCAUCUACCAGCUGAUUAUCUCUCUCUAUAUAUACUUGGGAGUCAAGCCACCACUUGGUCUCAGAACCAUACCAGAGAGAAAAGUAAGCAAAGCUAAAUAUCAAGCCCAUUCAUUCAUUCAUUCAUCAAAAUGGGCUCAAUGGGGAAGCCGAACAAAGUGCUGGUGAUCGGAGGAACCGGCUACUUGGGCAAGAGGCUGGUGCAGGCUAGCUUGAACUCCGGCCACGACACCUACGUCAUGCACCGGCCGGAGAUCGGCGUAGACAUCGAGAAAAUCCAGCUCCUGCUCUCCUUCAAGAUGCAGGGCGCCCACCUCGUCUCCGCCUCCUUCGACGACUACCAGAGCCUCGUCGAAGCCGUCAGGCUCGUCGACGUCGUCAUCUGCGCCAUCUCCGGCGUCCACAUCCGCAGCCACCAGAUCCUCCUCCAGCUCAAGCUCGUCCAAGCCAUCAAAGAAGCCGGUAACGUCAAGAGAUUCGUGCCGUCGGAGUUCGGAACAGAUCCGGCGAGGAUGGAGGACGCGAUGGAGCCCGGAAGGAUCACGUUCGACGACAAGAUGGUGGUGAGGAGAGCGAUAGAGGAAGCCGGGAUCCCGUUCACUUACGUCACCGCCAACUGCUUCGCCGGUUACUUCCUCGGCGGACUCUGCCAGCCUGGCUUCAUUCUUCCUUCUCGUGAACGCGUCACCUUGCUUGGAGAUGGAAACCAAAAGGGGAUCUACGUGGACGAGGACGACAUAGCCGCGUACACGUUGAAGGCCAUCGACGACCCUCGAACCCUCAACAAGACGAUCUACGUCAAGCCACCAAAGAACGUGCUGUCUCAAAGAGAAGUGGUUCAGAUCUGGGAGAAGUAUAUUGGCAAAGAGCUUCAGAAGACCGUUCUCUCCAAGCAAGAGUUUCUGGCUGUUAUGAAAGAACAAAACUACGCGGAACAAGUUGGACUGACGCACUACUAUCACGUGUGCUACGAGGGUUGCCUCGCGAGUUUCGAGGUUGACGAUGACCAGGAGGCUACCAAGCUGUACCCGGAGGUUCGCUACACCACCGUCGAGGAAUAUCUAAAACGCUACGUUUAGGUAGUCGGAGAGUUUCCGUGGUAUUUCGUUGACGAUAGAAGUCACCAUAUAUAUGUGUGCGCGAUGUCGUUUUAUUAAUGGAGAUUGUGUUUCAUUAAUUAAGCUUGGGUAUCUUCGUUAUGUGGUGGUGUUGUUGUAAUCCUGGCUAGCUAGCUACCUCUACCUGCAGCAGCAGUCUGUAAAGCGUUUUGGGGUUUGAAUAAUGUACAACACCGAGCAUGCAUGUGAUGAUUCCGUCGGUAGUGUAUCAGAUGAGCAUCUAUCCUUCUUUUUUGUUUUGUUUUUUGUUGUUGUCAUAUGCAGUACAAAUAUCCUUGCAAAAAUAAAGUAAAUGAAAAAAAAAUUAAAUGCAGCACGCGAUCGAUAGCUAAUUGAUUCAGUGAUGAUAGAGUUUUUUAUGCGGCUAAUAUUGUUGUACAUGUUUCUCCUUUUCCGAACUUCAGAAACCCUAGCUAGAAUUACUUCACUUAAUGUAGGCACUGAAAAUUCCACACAGCGCGCAAUAAAAGAAAAUUUUGAUGAAUUGUUGAAUAUAUACCUUGCGAAUCUUAAGUUACGAAGUGUUUUGAUACUUGCAUACAUCGUCGAUAAUAGUUAAUAGUGACUUCCGUAGGUUGUUGUACAAAUUGGUAAAUGAAUACUAGUCGUCACCAGAGAUCAAUUUAUUUUUAUAGACAACUGCUUGUAUCAAAUUCAUGAAUUUAAAAUUUAGGGGUCGUUUGGAAGUUGUGAUUGUUAGAGUUGUUUUUGUUGAAUACAUGUAUUGUGCACAAUACAAUAUUUGGAAGUGUCAAAGUGUAAAACAAUGCAUGCAUUAUUUUAGGUAGGUCCCACCAACAAUCACAAAAAUGAUGCAUUAUACAAUCUCAACUAAAAAUACAAUCUCAACUAAAAGUUGUGAUUGUUGCUUUUAGAUUUGUGGCAACUUUUUUUUCCAUUUAUAUCCCUAAUAGUUUUUGUCUUAUGCUAAAAGUUGAGGAUAAAUAUGACAAUUCUCCAUAAAAGUAAUUUUAUGUAAAUCAAUGCAUAAAGCAGAAUCUCAACAACCAAACAAUAUAUUGUUAAAAUGCAUCCAUUGUAUCAAUACAUGCAUUUAUAUUAUUGUGAUUCAUUACAAUGCAACGAUUUAACAUUCGCAACUUCCAAACGACCCCUUAUAUCGAUGGAAAUAAAUUACCAAAUGUGUU
Messenger RNA from Linum trigynum, 3676 nucleotides. The record is from the annotation of a GenBank genome assembly. NCBI's taxonomy places the organism in Eukaryota, Viridiplantae, Streptophyta, Magnoliopsida, Malpighiales, Linaceae.